Molecule: messenger RNA, 3852 nt
Organism: Sporothrix schenckii 1099-18
Lineage: Eukaryota; Fungi; Ascomycota; Sordariomycetes; Ophiostomatales; Ophiostomataceae
Exons: 1
Coding region: 1-3852 (1283 amino acids)
Biological process (GO): TORC2 signaling
Cellular component (GO): TORC2 complex
Source: RefSeq, a predicted model, not a curated record
AUGCAGCCUGCACGGCCGCCACGAGGCCCUGGAAGCUUCUCGCCGCUGCGGCCGCCAUCACCGACGCCAACCUCGGCCGCCCUGGUGGCAGCGACGGCGGCGAACAACUCGUCUCGCGCCAGCCUCUCGCCCACGUUUGACCAACCGUCACGCAUGGCACCAACACCGCCGACGCGGCCGCGCCGUGACUCGCCCGUGACCAGCGAUGAGAAUCCCCGUCUGUCGGCGCUGCCCCCGCCCUUGACGAUCAACAAGGUGCGCCAGCAGAUGCCGACACAGCAAACACAGCAAACACAAACACAGCCGCUACAACCGGGCAUCGCCGGCAGUGCCAGCACAUCAACGCCACCGACAGCCGCGCCCCCUGCUCACAGCAACUUCUCCCGCCCGACGCCCGUGACGGCUGCCGUCGCUGCUGCCGCCGCCGCGCGGCAAAAUGCAAACGCCAACGCCAACGCCGCCUCCACUGCAGCGGCCGCUUCGGCCGCCUCGGCUGGCGCUGCGGGACUCAACGUUGCUGCCGGCGAGACUCUGCGGGCCGUUUCGCCGCUGCCACUGACGCUGCCGACCGCGAGCAGCUCUUCCAACAAUACCAACACGGCAGCAGAAAAGACGGCCACGGCCGCCCCCACGAGCCCCAUCGCCUCCUUCAAGCCCUCGCACGCGCGCAAGCACUCCCAAACCGCCGGCCUCUUUGACGUCUCGCUGCCCUCGACCAACGGCGGCGGAAGCCUGUCCCAGGUCAUCAAUGCACAGCAGCAGGGGCAGGGGCAGCAAAACGCACGGCCGUCGUCCCGUGGUGGUGUCAACACGCCGCCUUUGCAGGAGCGGCGCGAGAUGAGUGCGAGCCAAAUCGCUGCCCAGGCGGCCGUCCUCCACCACAAACAGGGAACGGCACAAGGCCAAGGCCAAGUUCAAGGCCAGGGCUCGGCCAAGCUGACGCCCCAGCAGCAGCAGCAACUGCAGCAAGCGCAGCAGUCCCACAUGGUGCAGCAGCAGCAGCAGAUUCAAGGUCACCCUGCCCAGCAUGCGCAAUACGCCCACUCACAACCGCCCUCUCUCUACCAACAACACUCUCUCCAACAUCAGACGGGACCGCCGCAGCAUGUGCCGCAACACUCCCGCCAGCGGUCACAGACGGUGCCCGCACCCGGCGAGUCGUACGAAGCCGCUGCGGCCGCUUCGAACACCAGCACCAUCAACAAGAACAAGCGGAGCAGUGGUGGACCCCUGGUGCCGCCAACGUUGAGCUUGACCGAGGCCAGCGCCCCGCGCGAGAGCGGCUUCGGCGACCAGACGUACCACAACGGCCUACUCGGCAGCCACACGUCGGCCGCGCAGACGGCCGCCAACGUCGUGUUUUCGCGCGCGGGCGGGCCGCCGUCGCCCAAAAUGGCACAGCAGGCACAACAUGCACAACAUGCACAACAUGCACCGCUACCGCCUCCGCCACCGCCCCCGCCCGUCCCCGAGAAAAAGGCCGAAAAGUCCAAGGUCAAGCUCUUCUCGCGGCCCGGCAAGAUCUCCACCAAGGGCGAUGCAAAGGACAAGCCGCUGCCCAGCCCCAACAAGAUGGGCAUUUCGUCGGCCCUCGCCUCGCUGCAGCGCGCCAACUUUAGCACCACCAGCCUCGACUCGUCCAGCCAGUCGUCCUUUUACAGCCUGGGCAACUCGUCGGCCGCCACCAUCCGCGCCGCCGACAGCGGCAUGGGCCCAUUGGGCAUGGGCUUGGGGCUGGUCGGGUCCAGCAGCAGCGCGACGCUCGGCGGCAGCGGUGGUCUCGGUCUUACGAGCACGGCCGCGGGCGGCGCUCCCACCUUUUAUGAAAAGGACAGCACCGCGAGCACGGCCGGCGGGAAAGACGGCAAGGACAAGGACAAAGAGGGCAAAGAGGGCAAGGAGGGCAAGGAAAAGAAGCACCACUUCUUGUCCCGCCAGAAACACAAGCUCAAGGACAAGGACGACUUCCAUUUGCCGCUGUCCUCGGCCGCCAGCAACUCGCGGCCCACCGACCCCAACGCCCCGCGCAGCCUCUACAAUUUCAGCUUGCCGCCCAACAGCCCCGGGCCGGCGUCCACCACCUUCAAGAGCAUGAGCGGUCUGGACCUGCGCCAUGGUGCGCGCGCCUUGCGCGACAAGAAGAAGGACAAAGAAGACAAGGCCGCGGCCGCGGCGGCCGCGGCCGCUGCUGCCAGCGCCGUCAACAUCGCCGCCAAUGGCGACUACACGCGCGCCGCGAGCAUCGAGCUCGGCGGCCUGGGCGGCGGCAUGGGCGGCGGCGCUGGCAGCGUCCAGGGCGACGUCUGGCCCGGCCCCGGCAGCUAUGGGUCGGGCGGCGCGGGCCUGCUGGCCGACUCGGCCGUCGACGCUGCCAAGUACGGCUCGAGCAACCUGAGCUACGACGACGCCUGGCCCUACCUCAAGGCCAAGUUGCAGGUCAUCUUUGAGGGCGAGGACCUGCGCAUCCCCGUCGAGCUGCUCAACCGUGUCGUCGUCAUGCACAUCCAGUACUGCAUCCAGCGCCGCUCGCCCAACAUCAUCCUCGAGGACCUGCGCGACCUGCUGACCAUGGGCUUCGCCUCCCUCGACCGCACCCUGCGCCAGACCCCCGAGGACCGCCUGAUCCCGGCCCUCGUCGAGCUGUGGCUCUUUACAUUUACGAGCAUUCUGCCGUACAUGCAGGCCGUCUUUUUGCCGCUUGAUCUCGAGUUUGCCGGCACGGGCACGCUCCUCACGCCUGAACAGGCGCGCGAUUUUUGGGGCGGCGUGACGGCGACGUCGGCAACCACGGCGGCUGCAACGGCUGCGACGGCUGCGACGUCCGCGACGACCGCGACGACCGCAUCCCCCGCCGUCGCGCCCGUCUCGGCCGUCCUCGAUGUCCGCCGCCUCGUGCUCGCGUCCUACCGCGACACGGUCAUCCUGCCCCGCUACGACACGCUCAAACCCAUCUUUUCGCGUCUCUCGCUCGAGUUCCUGCCCCAGUCGCUCGCCGGCAUGGCCAUGGCCCGCGCCUCGCCCACCAUGAUGACGUCGCCCAGCAGCAUGAGCAUGGGCAUGGGCAUGAGCCAAACAAAACCCAUUCCCAUCCAGCAGCGCCCCGGCCGCUCCAACUCGUCCUUGGCCGCCGCCGCCGCGCACAGCUACGGCAGCUUUGGCAGUACCACCACCAGCAACGACCGGCCCGGCACGGCCAUGUCGUCGCUGGACCCGAGCGGGACGGCCACCCUCAACCUCAACGGCAGCAACGACACGGGUGGUGGUGGCAUGGCCAGCGGCAGCCGGUCCCGCGCCAUCAGCAACGUCUCCUUUGCGAGCAGCAACGAGCCGCGGCCGUCGUUUAGCUCGUCCGUCAGCGGGGGCGCCCUCACGACGGUCACGAGCGUGAGUAACAGCAAUGGCAACACAAACGGCAAUGGCAACGCCAACGCCAACGCCAACGCCAAUGGGGGCGGCCCCCCUCCUUCGUCCGGCGGCGCCAGUCUGCUCGGCAGCGUCCGCGAGCAAAACGUCGAGGACAGCAAACAGGUCACGGAAAUGGUCGGCCGCAUGCUGCAGUGCAUGAGCGUGCUGGCCGGUGUGGGCGUGGCGGGCGAGUCCUCCUCCUCGGCUGCAGCGACCAACGCCGCCGCCCCCGACGGCGACGACGGCAACCGCCGCGUCGAGGAGUUGAGCCGUCUGCUGAAGCUCAACUGGCUGGGCCGCGGCCGGACGGGACGGAACCGGCGCGGCAUGGUCGGAGGACGGGUGAAGCGAGGCGCGGGGCUGACAGGGGGCGGUGCUGGCGGUGCUGGCGGUGCUGGCAGCGGGGGCGAGUCGUUUGCGACGAGACAAGGCCUGAGUGUGGCCUAG